Molecule: messenger RNA, 2720 nt
Organism: Rhodamnia argentea
Lineage: Eukaryota; Viridiplantae; Streptophyta; Magnoliopsida; Myrtales; Myrtaceae
Product: pentatricopeptide repeat-containing protein At2g15630, mitochondrial
Molecular function (GO): protein binding
Source: RefSeq, a predicted model, not a curated record
GACCCAGAGAAGAUCUUUGGCAAAAAUGAAAUCCCGCAACCUCAAACACCAAUGCCUCGACGCUCUUCCUUCUACCGUCAACGCUCUCUUCUCCCUUCGCUUCUCUUCAUCUGCUCUGCAAAGCGCCUGCGACCAAUCCCAACUUGCAAUCACCCCGCAGAUGCUGCUGAGUUCGGUCCAGUCUUCGCAGUGGCAUUUCGUCAAACAGGUCUCCGACCGCCUCACUCCCUCCCUAAUCUCGACCACUCUCUCAGCUCUCGAGAAAAGGCCCGAACUUGCUCUUGAGUUCGUGACCCGCAUCGACACUAGGUGCUUAGAUACGAGAACCUCCUGUCUCGCGCUUGCCAUCGUUUCGCGUCUCCCGGAUCCGAAGCCCGCGUUGCAACUCGUGAAGAAGAUCAUUGGCAGCGUUGAUGCCACUGUAAAAGAGGCCUUUGAUGAACUGGUCAGCUUACGCCGCCAAUUGGGCACGAAAAGUAGCAUUGCAUUUGAUUUCUUGAUAAGGGCUUGUUGUGAAAUGAAGAUGUGUCAUGAGGCAUUGGAGUGCUUUGACAUGAUGAAAGAGAAGGGCAUCUUGCCAAAGACCGAGACUUGUAAUAGCAUGUUGAGUUUGUUACUGAAGUUGGACAGGAGGGAGACUGCUUGGGUUUUGUAUGCUGAGAUGUUCAAGUUGAGGAUAAAAUCGAGCGUCCACACUUACAACAUAAUGAUUAAUUUGUUGUGCAAGGAGGGAAAGUUGAAGAAGGCAAAGGAGUUUGUUGGUUGGAUGGAGGGUUUGGGUAUAAAGCCUAAUGUGGUCACAUACAACACAUUAGUGCAUGGGUAUUGCUCGAAAGGGAGGGUUCAAGGUGCUCUAAUGAUUUGUAAUGAAAUGAAAGCUAAAGGCAUCGAACCGGAUUCCUAUUCCUAUGGACCAAUCAUUAAUGGGAUGUGUAAGGAGGGGAGACUUGAUGAGGCAUCCAAAUUUCUGGGUAAAAUGUUGGAAAUUGGGUUAGUCCCCAGUGCUGUGGUGUAUAAUGCUUUGAUUGAUGGGUACUGCAGCAAAGGGGAUUUACAGACAGCUCUUAGUUAUAGAGAUGAGAUGGUUAGGAGGGGUGUGCAGCCCACUAUUUCGACAUUUAAUUUGCUUAUUCAUGUUAUGUUAAUGGAAGGAAACACUCUUGAAGUUGAUAACAUGAUGAGAGAAAUGGGUGAAAAAGGGAUGGCUCCCGAUGCCUUCACUUACAAUAUACUCAUUAAUGGGUAUUGCCAGUGUGGCGAUGCUAAAAAGGCCUUUUCUCUUCGUGACGAGAUGUUGGUUAAAGGGAUCCAGCCCACCCAAGUAACUUAUACCUCACUUAUUUAUGUUCUGGGUAGACGGAACAGAAUGAAAGAAGCAGAUGAUUUAUUUGAGAAAAUAAUAGGUGAGCGUAUUAGUCCAGAUGUUGUGAUGUUUAAUGCAAUGAUCGAUGGACACUGUACUAAUGGGAGCAUGGAGCUUGCGUUUUCACUUUUGGAGAAAAUGGAUCGAUUCAAGAUUAGUCCUGAUGAAGUCACCUACAAUACGCUAAUGCAAGGACUUUGCAAGGAGGGUAAAGUUGAACAAGCACGUGAGCUUCUAGGCGUGAUGAAAAGAAGAGGGAUAAAGCCUGAUCACAUCAGUUACAAUACUCUGAUCAGUGGUUAUAGUAGACGUGGCGACAUGAAUGAUGCUUUUAGGACACGGGAUGAGAUGUUGAGUGUUGGAUUCAAUCCCACACGUCUCACUUACAAUGCCCUUAUUCAAGGUUUAUGCAAGAAUAAGGAAGGAGAUUAUGCAGAAGAACUCCUCAAGGAAAUGGUUAAUAAAGGCAUCACUCCAGAUGAUGGCACUUAUAUUUCCCUGAUUGAGGGAAUGGGGGAAGUUCAUAGACUGAAGGAAAUGGUGACUCUUGAGUACUGAGCACAAGAAAUUAUCCUAUCUGGUGAUAGCAGAGAGGUGUUUGGGAAGAAGUCUGGUUGAGAGUGCUCUUUUUGCCACCAGGUGUCGGGGAAAGGAAAUUCCUCAACCAGUGAGGGAUAGUCAUGAUGGGGUUUACAAGUUAUUUCCGGAUGUAAUUAAGGCAAAGAGGGUGAGACUUUGCUUGACAAAUGGGUCAACAAUUCGAGUCAUUCUGCCAUUUCGUAGGACACUCCCUUCCAUUACAUGAUCUGGAUCACCAGGGGAAAUAGCAAUAUAGCUUUUUCAGACUUUCAUAACUCAUGGACUGGUUAUACAUCUUACUUCCAACAUGGGAGUGCUAAGAGUAGCAUUUGGGAACACGGACCCAGCGUAUGGGAAAUACUGCAACAAGUUGUGCUAUGGCAUCUUGUAUAGCCGAACAGAGAACAUACUCUGCAUAGAUUAGGUAAUGGGUUGUUGAACUUAAGGAAUGUUGCUUGUUGAUUUCGUGGUUAUUCUCCUUGCUACCCAUGGGGUAUUUCUCUUUUAAAAUGUGUGACGGAUCCCAUUCAGGAGAGAUUAUCAAUGGGCAGCACUUCUUCCUUUAUAUACGACCGCAACCACAAGUUUCUGCUGCCCUUCUUCUUGCUAUAAGAGCAGCUGCAAAACAGGCACAGACGGUGAUAUGGAGACCACAUAAGUCCAAAGAAGAAUCAUUCGAGCAUUUGUCAUGUUAAAGAGAGAAAUGUAUGCCUAAAUAGAUGAGUUUGAUGAUGAACAAGUUAUAUCCCCAAACAAGGCUCCUUCUUCAAAAGAUGUU